This is a messenger RNA of Stomoxys calcitrans (stable fly), 4402 nucleotides long. RefSeq lists its product as uncharacterized. The record is from RefSeq and is a predicted model, not a curated record. The coding region runs from base 445 to 3750 and encodes 1101 amino acids. Gene Ontology annotation, molecular function: RNA binding. NCBI's taxonomy places the organism in Eukaryota, Metazoa, Arthropoda, Insecta, Diptera, Muscidae. The transcript has 3 exons. Gene Ontology annotation, cellular component: nucleoplasm; ribonucleoprotein complex. Gene Ontology annotation, biological process: regulation of RNA splicing.
GUUACUCGGUACUAACAUUGUCAUUGUGGCUUUUUCACGACCUUAAUUCAUAUUUUAACUAUUUUGUUGAAAAAAAGCGAUUUUUUAGGUUGUUGUGAGGUUUCAGAACCUAAUUGUUGCAAGACUAUACAUUUGUUAGCUAUUGAUUAAAUUUGUAGUAGCAGCAAAACAAAACUCCAAGUUCUGGGUAUAUUUUAAUUUAACAAAAACUCUCCCUCAUACACAAAAAUCACACACACCCACAUAGCUCGGCACAGUUUCUUUUGAUAUGAAACUGGGCUGGGAGAGAAAGAGAUAGAGAGAGAGAGAGAAAGAGCCAUUUAUUUACCGCGAUAUAGUCAAUGAUUAAAUGAGCUUUAAAGAGAAGCAUAUUAACUAUAUUGUUUGUAAUAAUUUUUGAAAUAAAAUCGAUUGAUAAACACAUUUAGACUGAAAUCAGCAAGCAUGAAUGUAAUAAUUCGUUUGCAGAAUUUGCCGUGGUCGGCAAAUGCAUUGGACAUACGAAAAUUCUUCAAAGGUCUAUCGAUUCCUGAUGGCGGUGUUCACAUUGUCGGUGGAGAAAUGGGUGAUGCUUUUAUUGCAUUCAGCACGGAUGAGGACGCCCGACAGGCAAUGAUGCAUGAUCGUGAAGCCAUUAAUGGCGUACAAGUACGACUUUUACUAUCUUCGAGAGCAGAAAUGCAGAAGGUCAUCGAGACAGCGAGGCAACAAUCACUACGCGCUUUGCAAAAUUCGAAUUUAGUCCCUGCCGCGCCAACUGUCAAAGUAAAACAGCCUGCAAUUAGUCAGAAAUCUGGAGCGGUCACACAACCCCAACCACCUGUAAUAACGACAAACAGUUUACAGUGCAUUCUUUCGAGUUCGAUAACGGCGGUGACACCCUCAUUUCUGGCCUAUCAGCAACAAGCUGGUAUUUCCUUAAUAACUCCUUCGACCAGUGGCAAACCACUGGUCGAACAUGAUAGCUCCAUUUCUAGGGAGCGGAAAUCACGUUCGCGCUCACGAUCCCAUUCCAGAGAACGUACUUCCUUUAGACGUCAUCGUGAACGUAGUCGAGAAUCUUCGAAGGAACGUGUGCGCGCUUUGCUUAGUCAGAGUCGUAGUCAAAGUCGAAGUCGAAGUCGCUCCAAUAGCCGAGAAAGGGCUCGUGAUCGUAUAAAUGAUAGAUCUAGAACUUCACAUCGAGCCAACCAACGCACUUCGUUUGACGCCGACACGAAAUCACAGGACGCCAGCAAGGUGUCGUCUUGGGGCUCUCCAAUAAGUGUUUACUCGUCAUCAUCAAUUUAUAAGCCGUUACACACAAUGGACAAUCGCUCCAACAGCAGAAACUCUGAGGACAACAUUCAAGUCGCAGAAGAUAUGACCGAGAAGUCUAAAUCCUCACUGACCUCAAUCAAUAAUUACAGUUUGAGCAGUCUUCUUAGCCGUUCUAAUAAUAAUAAAAGCUUCGCUUUACAAAAUCCUUACACCGCAGCACUCAGCACUGCCUCGAACUCAAACCACCCAAACACUUUAACGACAACUAGUAGUUCCGCAAUUCCGGGAAUUUUCGUGGAGAAGAAAUCGACCGAUAUAGCAGAAUCAACAGAAAACACUUUGUCACAAGAGGCAAUAGUUUUUGCUGAUACAAAUCCCUAUGAGAAAAUGUACCCCAAUCUGUUUGCGCAAGCGGCAACAAUUGGCGCUAUUGGUCAGAAGAAUUUACAAAGUAGGAACAGUCAAUCGUCGCCUGUUUCGCCUAGGGACGACGAUCCAAAUGUGAGGGAGUCCGAUCCGCCGAAAACUCGAUGCAUAAAAAUUAUGAAUAUGUGCCCUGGCACUACGUACAGCGACAUCCGUAAGUUUUGCGUUGGUCUCUAUAUACCUCACAAUGGCAUCAAGAUGGUUAACGACAGCAAUGGCCUUAGGGUCGGAGUGGCCUAUGUACAAUUUUCAAAGUACACGUGCGUAUCACGGGCUCUCUCACGCAACAACCAACUGCUAAGAAAUAGAUCAAUAGCCAUUGAGGCUGUGUCUGAGGAAGAGUUCGAAUCAAUAACGGAUUCGUUUCAUCCCGACAAUCGCGAUAGACCACAUUCUGGGAACCGAGGUGACUAUCAUUCUGAAACAGUUGAUAACUAUGGUGCUUCUUCUAAUCCUUUCAAGCAUCGAACAAACAGUGAGCCUUUUAGCGUCUUGUAUAUAGAAGACAUUCCGACGCUAACCACAGAGCAAGACAUUAUGAAAAUGUUUAGUUCAUACUCCCUAUAUGAUAUUCUUUUGCUUUCGUCACCCGAGAAUCGUAGAGAGUUCGUGGCUCACGUUCGUUUCUCACGAGAAGAGGACGCCAUGUCGGCCUACGAAGAUAGGGCUCACCACCAAAUCGGCUAUCGUCGUCUAAGAGUGCGGCCCGGUUCCUUGGAGGAAAUGGAGAGAGCAAAAGAAAAAAUACGACUGGCAAAUGAGCAGCUAAUGAAAGAAGAGCAGGCCGCAGCAGAAGAAGAAGAAAGGCGCAGAAAGAAGGAAGAGGCCACAAAAAGCAAAUCAAAAGAGAUAAUAAGUCUCGAUUUGACACAAAGUGAUGGCGAAGAGGAUUUUGACGAUGCUGCUAACGAUGUUGAAGAUGCAGACAUGGACGGCCCCGACUUCAUAAGUGAUACCAAUAAGUUGAUCGAAAAUGUUGUGAACAUUCAAGAAGACGAUGCAAAUUACUACGAUAGUAGUAGGUAUGAUACAUAUAAGGACCAUCAGGGUCUCAUACCAAAAGACAACGACGACGAUAGCCACGGUUAUAACAAUGAAAUUCCCAGUCUUUUCGACUUCGAGACUGGCAAGCUCAAACCAGGAGUAAGAAUUAAUGACCCACGUCUUAGAAAAGCCCAAAGAGGAGUUGGCAAUGCCAUUGGCAAAAGUAUGGCUGCAGGCGACAACUUCGUUCAAAAUAUCAAUGAAAACCAACCAGUCAUGCAACCCAUGUCCAAUAACACUGAACAAAACUUUGUCAUUUUGAAGAACUGUGAUUAUAAUACACGUAUAAAUGACGUCGCACAACUUUUGAUAACGGCCAAUUUGGCUCUGAAACACAUUGAGCCUCUUCGCAAUGAACGCCAAUUGCCAACUGGUGAAUUUAUCGUAGAGUUUCGGCGGACACAGGAUGCCGAAAUAGCUGUUAAUCGCUUCCACAACAUUCAAUUCAUGAAUCGCAGCCUAAGAGUUUUUCCAAUUACACCACAAGAAAUAGCAAACCGCCUCUGCAAGCCAUUUUUAGGAUACAUUCCGGGUGGAAAUGGCAUAAAAAUAUCCGAUUUAAAAACACUUGCGGCUGCUAUGAAUGCAGGCAACAACAAUGUAAUGAACAACUCAGCUCAAGAAUGGAAUUCAAGAAAUAAUGCCAACAUUUUUGGACGAAAUAUGGUUAAUACAACUAAUAACAGAUUCGAUGCAAACGAGGCAAACUUUUCCAAUAAUAGCAAUUGCAGCAUGAAUGAGGACAACGACAAUAAUGGUUUACCUGAACGUUUUUCCCGCCCCGGCUGUGUUCUAGAAUUGGAGAAUGUCCCUUACAAAGCCCAACUUCAAGAUAUAUUGAAUUUUUUCCAUGGAUUCGAUUUAACAUCGGAAGAUGUUAUACGUCGCUUCAAUGACAACGGCCAGCCAACCGGUGAUGCUCGCGUUGCAUUCGAUACACCAGAAGCCGCCCGUAAAGCCUUCGAUGCGCGGAAACGCAAACAAAUAUUUAAUCGUACAAUCUAUAUGAAUAUUUUGUAAACCACUUGCAUUAGAUAAAUUCCCAAUACCAUCGUCUCAUCCAUUGUAAAUAUCUUAACGUCUCUUCCAUUGUGUUUCUAGUGACCUUUAUGCCAUUUUAAGGUAUAUUGGUUGCACGAUAAACUAACAACUUCCCUCCCUAGUGUACUGCGGUCGAAUUUCAUCCGUGAAAUUGAAGUUCUCAGCUCAACUAGACAAGCUAAAACAUACAUAACAUAAGAUGGAAGAAGUUAUACUCAUGUAUGAUGGAAGAAGUGAUACUUCAAUUGCACAUGUCUGAAUAUUUUUAUAUACUAAAUUUUAAAAUGUUGUGAAUAAGAUAUUACUCGCGAUAUUCGACCCUAGUACCCUUUAAGUGCGGUAGGCAGUUGAGGUGUGAACUCCAUUCUCAUCGGAAAGGCUUGAGAAAAAAAAUAAGCUAAACCUGAAUUUGCAUUCGUAUAGGCUCUCAAAGAAAUGUGUAUAACUGGCAUUUUCGUAGCCAUCAAUUGAUAAAAUAAUUUGCAUCGAUUCAUCUUUUAAUACAUUUUCAACUGCCUUACGAUACAAUACUAAGACAUUAUUUAUUAUUUUUACGUUAUAUCCAAUAUGCAUAUGUAUGUACAAUUUAAGAAUUCAAUAAUUAAUAAAAUGAUAACCAUUGAAAACGAAA